UGCCUUUUCCUAGAAGGAAGAGGAGAAAAAUGACCAAGUUCCAGGAGGUGGUGACAUUCAAGGACGUGGCUGUGGUCUUCAAUGAGGAGGAGUUGGGGCUGCUGGAUUCUGCCCAGAGGAAGAUGUACCGAGAUGUGAUGCUGGAGAACUUCAGGAAUCUAGUCUCAGUCGGACAUCAGUCCUUCAAACCAGAUAUGAUAUCUCAGUUGGAGAGAGAGGAAAACCUUUGGAUGAAGGAGCUCCAAACCCAAAGAGGAGACAGGAAUCAAAACAAGAUGGAGACCUUUCAUGAAGCAGGAUUAAGGUGCCUUUCACUGGGAGACCUUUCAUGCUGGCAAAUCAGGAGACAUGUUGUGAAUAAAUUAAUUGGAAGUCAAGACUCCAUGAUAAAUAUUCAAGGAAAGAGUUCUCAGAUCCCCAAGCAACGUGAUUCUCCCUGCCAGGUGGGAGCAGGGGAAUCCAUUCAGCCUUCUGUAGAUGACAGCUGUGUAGUGAAUCUUAUAGGGGAUCAUUCCAAUGUUAUUGAAAAUCAAGAAUUUCCAACUAUGAGAGCUCAAAAUUCUUGGAGUAAACUAUAUCUGAACGAGACACAGAAUUAUCAGAGAAGUUGUAAGCAGACUCAGAUGAAAAACAACUUAUGUGUAUUUGCUCCAUGUGUUGACAUUUUCAGUAGCAUUUCACACUACUGUGAUGAUAAUAUACUGCACAAAAGAGAUAAAGCCCACAGCAACAAUGAUUGUUAUAAAGACAUCUUGAAGGUAUCACCUCUUACCCAGCAUAGUAUUCACACGGGACAGAAAACCUACCAGUGUAAUGAAUGUGAAAAAGCUUUCCGUGAUAGCUCCAGUUUUGAACUUCAUCAGCAGGUACACUUGGGAAAGAAGUCCCCUACAUGUCCUAUACACGAGAAGGAUACCAGUUAUAGCUCUUGUAUUCCUGUUCAACAAAACGUUCGCACAGGAAAAAAACGCUAUUGGUGUCAUGAAUGUGGUAAGGGUUUCAGUCAGAGCUCAAAUCUGCAAACUCACCAGAGAGUCCACACAGGGGAAAAACCCUAUACAUGCCAUGAGUGUGGUAAGAGCUUUAAUCAGAGCUCACAUCUUUAUGCUCAUUUGCCUAUUCACACGGGAGAGAAGCCCUACAGAUGUGACAGCUGUGGAAAAGGCUUCAGUCGUAGCACAGAUCUUAACAUUCAUUGCAGAGUUCACACCGGAGAGAAACCUUAUAAAUGUGAGGUGUGUGGCAAGGGCUUCACUCAGAGAUCACAUCUUCAGGCCCAUGAAAGAAUCCACACUGGAGAGAAACCAUAUAAAUGUGGGGAUUGUGGUAAACGCUUUAGUUGUAGCUCAAAUCUUCAUACCCACCAGAGAGUCCACACGGAAGAGAAGCCAUACAGAUGUGAGGAGUGUGGGAAGUGCUUCAGUCUGAGCUUCAAUCUUCACAGUCAUCAGCGAGUCCACACAGGGGAGAAACCGUACAAAUGUGAGGAGUGCGGUAAAGGUUUCAGCUCAGCCUCGAGUUUCCAGAGCCAUCAGAGGGUCCACACAGGAGAGAAACCAUUUCGAUGCAAUGUGUGUGGGAAGGGCUUCAGUCAGAGUUCGUAUUUUCAAGCCCAUCAGCGAGUCCACACCGGAGAAAAACCGUACAAAUGUGACGUGUGUGGGAAGCGCUUCAACUGGAGCUUGAAUCUUAACAACCAUCAGAGGGUCCACACAGGAGAGAAGCCCUAUAAAUGUGAGGAGUGUGGGAAGGGCUUCAGUCAGGCCUCAAAUCUUCAGGCCCAUCAGAGUGUCCACACUGGGGAAAAGCCAUUCAAAUGUGAAGCAUGUCAGAAGCGAUUCAGUCAGGCCUCACACCUGCAAGCCCAUCAGAGAGUCCACACUGGAGAGAAACCAUAUAAGUGUGAUACGUGUGGUAAGGCCUUCAGCCAGAGGUCAAAUCUUCAAGUCCACCAGAUCAUUCACACUGGAGAGAAACCAUUCAGAUGUGAGGAGUGUGGGAAAGAAUUCAGUUGGAGUGCCGGCCUCAGUGCUCACCAGCGGGUCCACACGGGAGAGAAACCCUAUACCUGUCAGCAGUGUGGGAAGGGCUUCAGUCAGGCCUCACAUUUUCACACACAUCAGCGGGUCCACACUGGAGAGAGGCCUUACAUAUGUGAUGUCUGUUGUAAGGGCUUCAGUCAGAGGUCACAUCUCGUCUACCAUCAGAGGGUCCACACCGGAGGGAAUCUGUAGAAAUGUGAGGGGUGCUGAAGCCUUCCGUGAGAUCACAUCUUCCUCUUUAGAAAACCCACGCUGAUGAUCGUGGAAAGUUCCUUCAGAACUCAGGAUGUUCAGAGAGUCUUCAUGGGAAAGACGCUCUCUGAAAUGCUCUGGUUUAAGGACUCAGUUGGGAGGUAAAUUCUUUACCAAACCUUAGAUUUCACAGAGGAGAGAAAACUGUUUGUUCUAUAAAUAUGAUCAUUAUUUAUACAACAGCUGUAAAGUGUCCCAGUUCUCAAGAUGUGACACAGCAGAAGAAUCUUGACAUUCCAGGAGAAAGAGGCCUUAGAAAUGAAGAUUAUUGGCAGGACUUCAGCAAAAGUUUAAUGAUUAACAAAACUGACAUCAACUAAAAUGUAACCUCCACGUAGGGAAACGUUUUUCACCACUGUAUCUCUACCCUGUAGAACUGUGCAUCCUAAAGGGUGCAGCAAUCACUGAAGAAAGUGGAGAAAAAUCCCUAUAAUUAGGACAGAUAUUUGAAAAUUCUAGUCAGUUUCCUAACCUAAAUUCGUGUUAAUUUAUAUUCAAAUGGAGUCCUGCAAGUAGCCUUAAUAACAUUAGUUUUAAAAUAUAUUAAAGUGCAAAAAAUCAUGUAAUACUGCCAUCCACUUUAAUACAAACUCAGCCAAAGACUUGUGAAUGGCACCCAUCCUUCAUACAGCCUCAGUUCCUUGUACAUUCUAUCAUCAAAUGUGUACAUUGUUAUAUUUAGCAUCAUUGGUUUUACUUUAUAUA
Messenger RNA from Cynocephalus volans (Philippine flying lemur), 2999 nucleotides. RefSeq names its product zinc finger protein 235 (gene ZNF235). The record is from RefSeq and is a predicted model, not a curated record. Gene Ontology annotation, cellular component: nucleoplasm. Gene Ontology annotation, biological process: regulation of transcription by RNA polymerase II. NCBI's taxonomy places the organism in Eukaryota, Metazoa, Chordata, Mammalia, Dermoptera, Cynocephalidae. Gene Ontology annotation, molecular function: RNA polymerase II cis-regulatory region sequence-specific DNA binding; DNA-binding transcription repressor activity, RNA polymerase II-specific. Bases 30 to 2234 code for a protein of 734 amino acids. The transcript is spliced from 4 exons.